AUGACCGGGCCCACCACAUCCAAAAUGCUGACUUAUCGGCUCAGCAAGACCGAGAGCUCGCCUAUGACACAGUUCAUCGACCAACAAAGUCAAACCUACAACACCAUCGAGGACUACGUCAACUCGCACGUCGAGGAUCCAUCUAAAGCACGCCACAUCAAAAAGGUAGGUGGGGGUUGUGGGAUGGUAACUUGGGUUUUAGCGUGAGGGCGGGGUAAAUUGAGUUUUAAGCUUGAGGGCGGGGUAAAUUGGGUGUUUAGUUUGAGGGCGGGGUAAAUUGAUUUUUUAACUUGAGGGUGGGGUAAAUUGAUCUUUUUUUAAAGUUUUUAGGUUUUUUUUGUUUUUAAUGCUUUUGUUACCUAAAUUUUUAAUUUAAAAAGUGUUGCUUUAUAUUAUCAUACCUACUAAAUCAAUAUCCUUACAGAUCUUAGUAGCCACGAACGGUAUCGCGGCCGUAAAAUGUCUGGUCUCCAUCCGCAAGCGGAUGAUGAACCUCUUCAAAGACGACCACAUCAUUCGUCUCAUCUGCAUGACUACCGACCAAGAGAUCGCGUCUCAAGCCGAAUACCUCAAGUACGCUGAUCAUUUCACCAUCGCACCGGCCGGCGCCAACACCAACAACUACGCCAAUGUGGAUGAAAUAAUCUCCCACGCCGUUAUGAAUGGCGUCGACGCAGUAUGGGCCGGCUGGGGACACGCUUCCGAGAACCCACGUUUGCCAGAAGAGCUGGCCAAGCACAAUAUCGUGUUCAUCGGUCCACCGGCCGAUGCUAUGUUUGCUUUGGGAGACAAAAUUGCUUCUACUAUUAUUGCUCAGGUAAAACUUAUUUUUGUAGUGGAAAGAAAGUUUUUGCAUUUUUUUUGUAUUGUAAAGAAAGUUAUUGCUGUUUUAUGUUUUUUAAUGAAAGUUUUGGUCAUUUUAUGUUUUGUAAAGAAAGUUCUUGCCAAAAGUCUGAAAUAGUGACUGAUCCUUAACUUUUAGACCGUCAAAAUCCCAACAAUCGAAUGGUCCGGCUCCGGUUUGGUCGUGAACGAGUCCGGCGAAGGAGCCGUGGUUAACAUCCCAGCCGACUUGUACAAGCAAGCUUGUGUUUACAAUGUCGAAGAAGGCUUAAAAUGCCUGAAAGAGAAGAAUAUCACAUAUCCAAUCAUGAUCAAGGCUUCAGAAGGCGGUGGAGGCAAGGGAAUCAGGAAGUGUAACAACGACGAGGAAUUCCGCAUCAAUUUCCGUCGUGUUCAGGUAGGUUAAUAUUGGAUUGGUAUGGGGUUUUGAAGGCUUUUGGGGGUGUUUUUUGGUUUUAUGAGUGGACAAGGAUUUUUUAAUAAGAGGAGGGGUAGAGCUUUAUUUUUUUAUUUUUUUAGGGGUAGGUUUUAAGAUUUUUUUAAAAAUUUUUUAAAAAAUGUUGUUAUAGACUGAAGUCCCAGGCUCUCCAAUCUUCCUCAUGAAGUGCCUGAUGAACGCACGUCACAUUGAAGUACAACUAAUUGCCGAUCAGUACGGCCAAGUUGUACCGUUCUUCACCCGUGACUGUUCCAUCCAGCGUCGUUGCCAGAAGAUUAUCGAAGAAGCCCCAGCCGGUAUUGCACCAAAGGAGGUGCUGAGACAAAUGCAGCAGGUAAAAUACGUUGUCUUUUUCUUUUUUUGGUAAUUUUAAAAAGGUUUAAAGGGUGAUUUUUGAAUUUUGUAAAGAAAGUUUUUGCAAUUUUUUGUUUUGUAAAGAAAGUUUUUGCCAUUUUUUGCUUUGUAAAGAAAGUUUUUGCAAUUUUUUUUGUAAAGAAAGUUUUUGCCUUUUUUUGUUUUGUAAAGAAAGUUAUUGCCAUUUUCCAAUUUUUAACUUUAAUUAUUCAGGAUGCUGUCAACCUGGCCAAGAAAGUAGGCUACGUCUCCGCCGGUACCGUCGAAUACAUGUACCUACCCGAAUCCAAAAAGUACUACUUCCUCGAGCUAAACCCUCGUCUUCAAGUCGAACAUCCCUGUACCGAGAUGAUCUCCAACAUCAACAUUCCGGCCAUUCAACUCCAAGUGGCCAUGGGUAUCCCGCUACACAGGAUCGACGAAAUCAGACUGUUCUUCGGAAUGAAUCGCUACGGAAAAUCACCCCUCCCAGAGGAUCAAAUCCGCACCGACGUCAACAUUUGUGUGAUUGCGGCUAGAAUUACAUCAGAAGACCCAUCGGAUCAGUUUAGACCAGCAUCUGGUAAGGUGGUGAAUCUGGAGUUCCAGUCAAACCAGAACGUCUGGGGAUACUUUUCGGUUUCGGCCGCUGGGCAAGUUCACGAGUUCGCCGAUUCACAGUUUGGACAUUUGUUUGCGAAGGGUAGUACACGGUAAGUUAUGUUGAGUUUGGCAGCCUCUUUAGUCUUUUUAAAGCCUGAGGGAUCUUUGGUGCGACUCCCUUGUUGAAAUAUGACAAGUUUUUAAAAAUAUGACAUCUCUAAAGUGAUGAAAUAAUUUUAGUCACGAAGCCAUUGCCGCCAUGACCUGUGCUUUAAAAGAACUUCGUCUUCGCUCAACCUUCCCUUCUCAAAUCAACUACUUGGUCGGCUUGUUGAACGAUGAAGACUUCCAAAGAAACAACUUCCACACCGGAUGGUUGGAUGCCAGAAUCCAGAACAAUAUCCAAUCCGUACCUGAACUACCAGUCAAUGUCACAUUGGCCGUUGGUGCGACAGUUAUCGGACACGCCAAGAUCGCAGAAGUCUUUUCUAAAUUUCAAUCGGCUAUUGAAAGGUAGGUUUUGUUUAUAUUGUAGUAGGUAGAGAAAGCUCAAAAAAAUUGUUAAAAUAUUUUAAGAGUUAAUAUAUAAAAUUUAUAUUAUAGUAGGUUUGAAAUAGCAAAAAAAUAUAUUUUUUUUAGAUAAUUCUAAAUUAAAAAUUUAAUUUUUUUUAAUUUUAAAAUAAAAAAUUUUAAAAAAUCCCUUCAGAGGUCAAAUUCUGCCCACCUCUGAACUGACCGAAACCUUCGAACUCGAACUCGUCCACAACAAUGUCAAAUACUCGGUCAUGGUCAACCGUUAUGGCCCAAUCAAUUUCCUCGUCAAACUUUCGGACAACGACAGCGAAAUCUGCACGGAAGUUCGCGAACUAGGUCACGAAAGUCUGCUGGUAACAUACUCUGAUCAAUCCUACACGUGCCAUUUGGAAGAAGAGGUAGAGCGCUACAAGGUGAACAUUGGCCGAUCUCUGACCAUUUUCGAAAAGGAAAAUGAUCCCUCAGUGUUGCGGUCAAGAAAUGCCGGUAGAUUGUUGCAGUACCUGGUAAAGGACGGGGAAAUGAUCGAGAAGGGCGAGACUUAUGCGGAGAUGGAGUCAAUGAAGAUGGUCAUAAAUUUGGAAGUAAAGAAGGCAGGAGGAAGAUUGGUUCAUGUCGCCAGACCUGGUCAAGCUCUGUUCCCAGGAACGCUGAUCGCCAGACUGGAUGAUCAAGGAGACAUGUCUAGCUCAAGACCAGAAAAGUUCGAAGGAGAGUUUGAGGAAUGGAAUCAGGCUGAAGAGCGAAAACAGUUGGGCAAGGUCAGACUGAAUGUCAGAUUCGAACAACUGAUUCAAGCCUGUACCGACGUUCUCGAUGGCUACGCAGUGCCAGAGCUCCUAUUCAAACAGAGGAAGAACGCCUUGGUUGAUGAGCUCUUCACCACCCUCGAGAACCAAGCUCUACCCUACAACUUGUUCAAGGUAAUGCUGAAUGUGGUCGAAACGAAAAUCAACAAGAUUGGCACUUACAACAAGAUCAAGGAACUCAUUUCCAAGGAAACUGUGCCAUUCCCAGCCGACGAAUUGGCCGAUGAGAUUGAGAACUACUUGGCCACAUUGGACCCAAUUGCCGCUGCCGCCGACCAACCAUACUUUGAACCAUUGUUGAACAUUUGUGCCAAGUUCAAGCAUAACUUGAAGGGACACAAGAAGCAAGUGUUAGAAGGCUUCUUGACUGCUUAUCACAACACUGAGAUCAGAUUCCAAGAGGUUUCUUAUGAUAAGGGCGUGAAUAACAUCAAGGAAAUUGUGAGUUUUUUAAUUUAAAAAAAAUUUUAAAAGAUUUUUAUGUUCAAAAAACCAUUUUUUAAUUUCAAAAAAAUCAAAAAAUUUUUUAACUUUAAAUUUUUUUUUUCAUUUUUCGAUAUUUUAUCAAAAAAAUUUGGAAGUUUUCAAUUUUAACCCACAACAUUUCAGGAAUCCAACCCUCAAGCCGUUGUCCGCAAGGUCUACUCUCACACCAGAAUCACUGCCAAGAACGAAUUCCUCAAAGAAAUCAUUCGCCGCUUGGACAACAACAUGAUCAUCGAACUCCAGAAGCCAUUGAAGAGAGUCGCUAACCUGUUCAACAGAGAAAACGAACCUCUCGCCUUGUUCAUCAGAGAAACCCUGAACAAAAUCCAUCAAAACAAAGACUAUGGCCAAAUCUACGCGGCCGUAACCAGAAGAUCGUCGGAGAAAUCACUACAAGACUUGGUAACCAAGUGCUCAACAAACGAUGGUGCCAGAAUCUUGGAAGAUUUCAUGACAAAUGUCAGAGAGAAUCAGCUAGUCCUUCAUGAGUUCUUCUUCACCAACAACAAGCAGACCAACUCCUAUGCCAUCAAGUUGUUCAUCCAAAACACAUUCUUUGUCAACGAAGCCGCGAUCGAGGAAAUCAAAAUCAAUUUCAAGCAAAACACCGCCAUUUUCAAGUUUGAGUUGUUGGAAGAUAACCCACUCUUCGAUCAUCAUCAUGCCAACAACAAAAAGGCUGUCUACUUCUUGAGUGUUCUGCCAGAACUUGACCUGCUCAAGUCAGAAAAGCUCCUCAAUGUAUUGAAGACGAACGUAGAACCUCAAGCUCAAAAUACCUUCUUGUUUGUAGCUUUACCGACCGGUCAAAACGGCUACGCACAGUACGCAAAGUACGCCGAGAAGGAGCUGAGAAGAAGGGCCAAGGAGCUGAGAAAUGAAGUCGCUGAUAGACUUAAAAGUCACGGUUCUGUUGACCUCAUGAUCUCGAGAGCCGGAUCACCACCUUUGUACACUCACUACGACUUUUCGGCAAACGAAAAACUCGAAAUCUACAGAUUGCCUGAGGAGAAAACCGACAUUAGUGUGGAGAACAGUCCCUACAUGUUGUUCAGACAUAACGUUGGAAGAAUCUCGAGAGUUUUUGUCAGAUAUUUGUUGAGAGAUGUGAAAACGAUUGUCACUCCUGAACGACACUCAACUCAAACGUAUGUUUUGGUGAAAAAUUUUAAAAAAAUGAAGAAUAUUUAAAAAUGAAAAAAAAUAUAUUUUUUAAUCAUUUUUAAAAAUUUUAUUACUUUUUUAUUCUAUUCACAUUAUAAACCUUCAAUUUUAGACCCCUCGAGCUCCUCCAAGAAAAAAUCGUCGACGUGAUUGAUGGAGCUUGUGGAGAACUUCGUGUUCAAGUUGCCGCCAAUUCUACCGGUCGUCACGACAAAAACCGUGUCUUCUUCGACUGCCAUCACUUGAUGAUCGCCUUGGAGUACGACAGUCGUGUCAAGAGCACAGAAGGCUUCUGGAAAGCGGCCAAAGCAGCCCUACAACAAUGUGAACAAUAUCUAAUCCGAAACAGAAUCACCCAAGCCGAGAUUGUCUAUCAAGAUGUAAGUGGACUGGCAGCGACGAAACGUGCCCCAGGAUCAGUUAGAGUAUUGUACUCAAACGAAACUGGUACCAUCAGUGACAUUGGUGUCUACAGAGUCAGAAGCAACGAGUUGGAGAGUAUCAGAGAAGGCUUCGCCAGAUUUGCCAAGCAAAAUGCCUACGCACCAUACAAGGAAAUCGAACGAGUCAAAGUACAAGAGAAGCGUUACCUUGCCAGAGAACAGAACACCACCUAUGUCUAUGAUUAUCCUGUUGUUAUUUCUCGUGCCGUGCUUGACUUGUGGAAACAAUAUGAAAAGUCUGACCCAACCUCAUAUCCAGAAGUCUACAAAAAGCUGCCAGGACAUCUACAAACAGCCAUCAAGAACGGCGACUCACGGCCAGUAGCCACAGCUCACGAACUUGUAAUAAAACAUGGAAGCACCGAAAUUAAAGUACUCGACGAGGAAGAGAUGCUAAAAAGAUCGACCAAUGGUACGAACGAGCGUGGCAUGAUCGCCUGGAUCUUCGACUUAUAUACUCCAGAUGCUCCACAAGGAAAGCAGAUCAUAGUCAUUGCUAACGAUAUUACCCAUCAACAUGGAUCCUUCUCAAUGGCCGAACAUGAACUCUACCAAAAGGCCGGUGAAUACGGUAGACAGAAGAACCUUCCAAGACUGUACAUUGCUUCGAAUUCUGGAGCCAGAAUUGGCUACGCCGAAGACAUCAAAGCUAAAGUUAUGGUUGGAUUCGAAAACGAAGAGAAGCCAGAAGAAGGAUGUUCACAUCUGUACAUCAAGAAACAAGACGCUACGAAGGAAAUCUUGGACCAAAUUGAGUACGAAGUAAAGAAGAACGGUGACUAUAAAAUCAACCAUAUCAUCGGAAGAGAACGUGACAUUGGUGUUGAGAAUCUGGUUGGAUCCGGUCUAAUUGCUGGUGAAUCAUCAAGAGCCUACGAAGAAAUCCCUACCUAUUGCCUGGUUACCGGCAGAGCCGUCGGAAUCGGAGCCUACGUAGCGAGACUUCUUCACAGAGUCGUCCAGGUCGAUAACUCACCUUUGAUCCUAACAGGUAUGAACGCCUUGAACUCAUUGUUAGGAAAGACCAUAUACACUUCGAAUGGUCAACUCGGAGGCCCUCAAAUCAUGUACAACAACGGUGUGUCAACAGCUGUAGUACAAUCAGAUCUACAGGGAGUACGACAUGUUCUGAAUCAAAUGAGUUACUUGAGUCCAGAGAUGGAGAAGGACGAUAAGGAACGUGAUGUGGAGUCAUCGCCAAGAAAGGGACCUUACGAUGUGAUUCAAGUGUUGGAUUGUCCAGAAGGUGGAUUGUUUGACCAUGGAUCAUUCGAGGAAACUGUUGGAGGAUGGGCCAGAACUAUCAGGUAAGAUUUUGAGGUUUUUUGGGUGAAAAAAAUUAUUUAUGUAACAAUUUUUAUUUUUUACAGUGUAAAGCUAUAAAAAAUGUCUUGAUGAAUAUUUUUGCAACGACAAUCUUUUUAGAUGCGGAAGAGCCCGCCUCCGUGGUCUACAUGUAGGUGUAAUCUGCACAGAAACCAACACCGUAGACUUGGAAAUCCCGGCCGAUCCAGCUGCUGACGACUCCCAAGCCAGACUCGUCCAUCAAGCAGGCCAAGUAUGGUACCCAGACUCGGCUCACAAAACCUCCGACCUUAUCAAUGACUUUAACCGAGAGAAGCUACCGUUAAUCAUCCUGGCCAACAUCAGAGGAUUCUCCGGCGGCCAGAAAGACAUGUACGAAAUGGUACUCAAAUUCGGUGCUCAAAUCGUAGACGGUCUACAACAAUAUACUCAACCCGUAAUCAUCUACCUUCCACCAUACGGCGAGCUGAGAGGUGGAGCAUGGGCUGUUUUGGAUACGAACAUUAACAAAACUUGUAUCACAAUGUUGGCUGAUCCACUGGCGAGAGCUGGAGUACUCGAACCAAGUGGAAUUGUUGAAAUCAAAUUCAGACCUCAGCAGUUCGAUCUAUGGAUGAGUCGAAAUGACGGCAUUUUCAGAGAAUUAGUCAAACGAUAUGCUGAUUUAAGUCUAGACAAGGUAGAGAAGGCGGCAGCGAAGGCGGCCGUUGAGAAGCGACGAGAAUUGUUGAUGCCUACCUUCAAGGAUGGAGCUAUCAAGUUCAGUGAUAUGCACGAUACCACGCCCAGGUUGUUGGCUGUUGGAGCUAUUCAUGUAGGUUUUUGAUUGUAUUGUUUUUUGCUUUUUGGCUGGAAUUUUUACCCUGGGGACAACAAAAAUAAAAAAAAUUUAAGUCAAAAAAAUCUACAGGAAAAAAAAAUUUAAUUUUUCUAAUUUCAGGACGAAGUAAUGUGGCGUGACUCACGAAACUACUUCUACAACCUCCUCCAAGUACAACUUUCGAUAUUCCGAAUGGCCCGACGAUAUGCUACAGAAGGCCUCGGAGUAAACGAAGCUGACAUUAGAAUUCGCCACUUGGACGAAGCCAAGGAAUGGACUCUCAACCAUCUAAACCAAAACGGAAUCAAAUUCCACGCCAAAGUUACGGCCGCCAAGUAUCAGAGAACACACCGGUUGUUCGACUAUCAACCUGAACAAAUUGUCAAAUACGAGAGCAGCGACAAGUUCCAAAACAAAUUGAAGGUUGCCAGGAGAGAGAGGUUGCUGCGUGAGAUUAUGAGGUACGUUUUGGAUGGAAUUUUGAAAGGUUUAGGGCUAGAAAGUUGGGAAAACUUAAGACAUUCCAUUGAAUGUUAUAAAGUAUAAAUUUUGCCAAUAAAAAUUGUUAAAUGUAAAAGUUUUGCAGGUUUUUAAUUUUUUUUAACUUAAAAUUAUUUAAUUUUUAUCAAUUUCAGGGACGAAGAAUUCGCGCAAAGCCUCGGCCUCGUCCCAAACCAAAAGUAG
Bursaphelenchus okinawaensis is the source of this 8463-nucleotide messenger RNA. Lineage: Eukaryota; Metazoa; Nematoda; Chromadorea; Rhabditida; Aphelenchoididae. The record is from the annotation of a GenBank genome assembly.